CGGUCUUUUCGAUACCGAGUCCCCGCAAAAACGCACUUUGGACCAAAUCGUUGGUACGAGUUGAAACGAAUAAACUUAAGGCACUGAGACGCUUCUACUUCAGUGUUACUCUGGCUCUCCGGCAUCCUUUGUCACACAUUCCAAUUAUCUCGACGAUUCUAUCUGCUGGAAUCAUCCCCCUAUCGAGACUAACAUUUUUGGUUGAGGUGAACGAGAGAAUAUAGGCGAAAUCAUGGAUCUUUAGCCGAGCCAGAAACAGCGGAAUCAGUGAUUUUUUUUUUCAAUUAACCGAUUAUUUAUGGUGUUGAGGGAAACUUGGCCACUGGAAUUUUAUUUCAAUAGAGACAUUAAUUUUGGCUUUUGCAAAAUGUCUUCAGAAACACGGACGUACACUUCCAACGGAAGUAUGAUUGUCGUGAGCAACAGGUUACCCUUCGUACUGAAGAGAAAUGAAGAUUCGGGACAGUUGGAACGCAAAGCAAGUGCUGGCGGGCUUGUUACUGCUGUUGCACCGGUAGUAAUAAGUGGGAAUGGCCUGUGGGUGGGAUGGCCGGGUGUGCACAUGGAUAAUCCGAAUGAACCUAUUCCGGAGUCUGACCCUAAUGACAAGACGCCAACUGCUGGAUUGCUGUCGAGCAAGGUGGUAGCGGUGCACGUAGAGCCGGACAUUUUCGACGCUUACUACAAUGGCUGCUGCAACGGUACCUUCUGGCCGCUGUUCCACUCGAUGCCGGACCGCGCGACCUUCAUCGCGGAGCAUUGGCGUGCCUACGUGGCCGUCAACAAGGAGUUCGCAGCGAAGACAGUCCGCGCUCUGGAGAAGGUCCACGAGGAGCAAACCAAGCAGACGAACGGCACACCUUUGGUCUGGGUUCACGACUACCACCUCAUGCUGGCAGCCAACUGGAUAAGACAAGCCGCCGACGAGAAGGACCUCAAACUGAAGCUCGGCUUCUUCCUCCACAUUCCCUUCCCACCCUGGGACAUCUUCCGGCUGUUCCCAUGGGCGGACGAGAUCCUACAGGGAAUGCUGGGCUGUGACAUGGUGGGCUUCCACAUCCAGGACUACUGUCUUAACUUCGUUGACUGCUGUCAGAGGUGUCUCGGUUGUCGAGUCGACAGGAAGAAUCUUCUGGUCGAUCACGGCGGCAGAACUGUCAGGGUUCGACCCCUUCCCAUCGGCAUUCCCUUCGACAGAUUCGUGUCUCUGGCUGAGCAGGCGCCCAAAGUCAUCAUGACAAAUCAGAAGAUUGUUCUGGGGGUUGAUCGGCUGGACUACACCAAGGGCCUCGUCCAUCGGCUGAAGGCCUUCGAGAUGCUGCUGGAGAAACAUCCCGAGCAUCGGGAGCAGGUCACCAUGCUCCAGAUCGCUGUGCCCUCCAGGACCGAUGUCCGGGAGUAUCAGGAGCUCAAACUGGAGAUGGACCAGCUGAUCGGCUCCAUCAACGGCAGGUUCACCACACCGAAUUGGUCCCCCAUCAGGUACAUCUACGGGUGCGUCAGCCAGGACGAGCUUGCCGCUUUCUACAGGGACGCAGCGGUGGCUCUUGUGACGCCGUUGAGGGACGGUAUGAAUCUUGUGGCCAAAGAGUUUGUCGCUUGUCAGAUCAAUACACCACCUGGGGUGCUAAUUGUGUCCCCCUUCGCUGGGGCCGGGGAGAUGAUGCACGAGGCACUUAUCUGUAAUCCUUAUGAGAUCGAUGAUGCUGCUGAGGUCAUCCAUAGAGCCCUGACAAUGCCGGAAGACGAGCGCACCCUCCGAAUGAACCACCUGAGACGUCGGGAGCGUCUCUACGACGUCAACUACUGGAUGAAGUCCUUCCUCCAGGUGAUGGGCUCCCUGGAGGAGAGGGACUCAGUCGGCGCGACAGUAAUGCAGCCAGUCACCAUGGACGACUUUGACGAUUACUUAAGCAAGUACAUCGGUGACAAUCACAAAUUGGCAUUGCUACUUGAUUACGAUGGUACAUUGGCGCCAAUUGCCACCCAUCCGGAUCUUGCUAUACUUCCGUUGGAGACCAAGAAUGUUCUUCAGAGGUUGAGCAACAUGUCCGAUGUUUACAUUGCCAUUGUCUCCGGGAGGAAUGUCAGUAAUGUCAAGAGUAUGGUGGGAAUCGAGGGGAUUACCUACGCGGGUAAUCAUGGUCUGGAGAUUCUCCAUCCUGACGGGAGUAAGUUUGUUCAUCCCAUGCCGGCGGAACUUGAGGGCAAAGUUGGCAGUCUCAUGCAAGCACUGCAGGACCAGGUACUGUGCAAGGAUGGCGCUUGGGUGGAGAACAAGGGGGCUCUCCUUACCUUCCAUUAUCGAGAGACACCUAUGGAGGGCAGACCGAAGAUGAUUGAACACGCUAAGAGACUGAUUGAGGAGGCAGGCUUCAAACCCUGUCCUGCACAUUGCGCCCUGGAAGCCAAGCCACCGGUCGAGUGGAACAAGGGACGGGCGUCUAUUUAUAUUUUACGAACCGCUUUUGGAUUGGACUGGAGCGAGAGGAUCAGAAUUAUAUAUGCUGGGGAUGAUGUCACUGAUGAGGAUGCUAUGAAGGCAUUGAAAGGUAUGGCAGCGACUUUCCGAGUAGCAUCAUCCCACAUAAUCCGUACCUCAGCUGAAAGAAGACUGCCAAGUACAGAUUCAGUCCUAACAAUGUUAAAAUGGGUUGAACGACACUUGAGCAGACGCAAGCCGAGAAGUACGAACAAUGAGAUAUCACACAGGUACAGACGUAGCAGUGGUGGAAUCACAAUGGAGAUGUCCUUCACCGAGCCACAAUCCCUCGCUUCCUAAUUGUCGUCAUGUGGAAUCAGAAUCCCGAUAGAUGUUACGAGUUAUUCCUUAAUAUGAGUGUUUAGAGUGUGAGUGGAUUUAAGAGACUGCUGUUGAAACAAUCUUCAAUCUUUUCCUUUCCAUCGAUGCACCCAAGAGCGGGUCUUAUUGGGACUGAAAUAAUUAACGAAUUUAUUUUCACGUGCCCAUGGGCCUCGAGAGUUUAUUUUUUUAGAUUUUGCGUCAAAACGACUGCGGUCGAUCAUGAAUCCCCUCAGUUAUAGUAUUUAGGCGUAGUUGUAGAAUUCGUAUCGCUCAACGUAAUGAGAAAAUAGAAAAUAGGAGCCUCUGAUUAAAAAAAAGUCUGGAAAUUAUUCUUUUCUAAAGAAAUGCAAUCUUGUUUUUAGAUAGUGGAUUAAUUAGAAAUCUCACCGCAGUGGAGAAAAUAUGGGACUCAAUAAAGUGGAUGAAUAAUAUGUGAAAACAGAUAUUUGAUACGAACUUUGAAACAAUUUUUCUACGAAUAUUUUCCAACAAACUAAAAUGUUUUGUUAAAAUCAUGUUAUUUUUUUUUUUUUUUUCAUUAAAAAAUUCCCAAUCAUGAGUCAUGUCAAGCAGUUAGUCAUUAAUAAAACGUAAUGUUAUCACUCAGAUGAUGAAAAUCAAUUAUAAAUUCAUGUUGAUACCAUUGUAAUACGUACAACAAUAAUGUACUUAUUCGAUGGGAAGAGUAUUUUUGUAUGAAGAGAGCGUGUGAGUGGAUGAAAUAUAAUUUUUCGCAAUUAUCAAUAUUGAUUUGUGAACAUUAUUCACGAGAUUAUUCGUUCCAUAUCACUGCGGAAUCCUUAGUAUUCAAUACGCAUUAAAAAAAGAUCCAUAUCCCUGAGAAGUGAAUCCUUCUACACUUUUUGGAUAACUCAAGCAAUGAAAUAAAUAACAUCAUAUUUAUUAGUCGUUAUUGUCAAUCAUUCGUGAAUUAGAACAAAUAAAGUAAUGAAUUGAAGUGGAAUAAUGGUCAGAUAAAUCCAAAAACUCGUUCAUGUUAUACUCCGAAAUGUACAAAUAAACCAAAGCAUGAGUUACUGCAUGUCAAAUUAAUUUGUAAAUUUUGUACAAGCCCUUUAUCCAUGGAAAUAUACCUAAAAAUACAA
Molecule: messenger RNA, 3912 nt
Organism: Diachasma alloeum
Lineage: Eukaryota; Metazoa; Arthropoda; Insecta; Hymenoptera; Braconidae
Gene: Tps1
Product: alpha,alpha-trehalose-phosphate synthase [UDP-forming]
Exons: 7
Coding region: 299-2782 (827 amino acids)
Biological process (GO): trehalose biosynthetic process
Cellular component (GO): alpha,alpha-trehalose-phosphate synthase complex (UDP-forming); cytosol
Molecular function (GO): catalytic activity
Source: RefSeq, a predicted model, not a curated record